This is a messenger RNA of Cetraspora pellucida, 399 nucleotides long. The record is from the annotation of a GenBank genome assembly. NCBI's taxonomy places the organism in Eukaryota, Fungi, Glomeromycota, Glomeromycetes, Diversisporales, Gigasporaceae.
AUGGGGAUCUUUCAGCUUUUCUCAUGGUCUUUCUGCUUCUCUCAUUCUUCUGGCAAUUAUGAUAUGAAUCUUCAGCUUCUCUUGUGGUCUUUCUGCUUCUCUCAUUCUUCUGACAAUUAUGGUGUAGAUCUUUCAGCUUUUCUUAUGGUCUUUUGCUUCUCUCCUUCUGGUGAUUAUGGUGGCAUUCUUUCUUCUGUCAAUUAUAGUGAAUCUUUUGGCUUUUCUCGUGGUCUUCCUGCUUCUCUUAUUCUUCCAGCGAUUAUGGUGUCUUCUUUUGUCGAUUAUGGUGAAUCUUUUGGUUUCUCUUGUGGUUUUUCUGCUUCUCUCCUUCCGGUGAUUAUAGAGCUUUUCUUGUGGUCUUCCUGCUUCUCUCAUUCUUCCAGCGAUUAUGAUAGUUAA